GAAACAAACUACAAUGGCUUCAAUUCAGUGUUCAGUUUCAGUUUCUUCCCUCCCAAACCCCAACCCCAACCCCAAACGCUUCUUUUCAGUUAACCCAUUAAACCAUAACCCCAUUGCUAUAUUCAGAAGCAGAGCCUCGUCUUCAUCAGUGGAAGAUGCUGCUAUGAGCAUUGACAACCUUCACCGUUUCAUCCACCUCAACUCCGGAAAGUGGAACGGCUCUUUCUAUCAAUUCGAUUCGUGUGGAAACAUGCUGCAACAACUUAGUACCAAGCUCUCCGCCACCUCUUAUGGCGAAGAUCAACUCAUGAGUCUCAUUCAAACGCUGUAUAUUAAACAACCUUCAUCAAGUACUACAAUUUCUGGUAAUGACAAUGAUGCAGAAUGGGCAGAGUACAAAAUCAAAGAAACCAAUAUGUUUACCGUUGACAAAUAUCAACAAAUCGGAUUUUUCCCAUCUGAGAGAGCAUUUGCGCUGAGGUACCAAACAGCCGGCAUGUUAGAAACAGUAUUGAGGCAAGGGGUUCUUGGAGAAGAUGACAUUGGUGAAGAGUCACCAAGAAAUCUUAAGCUUCCCUCUCGUCGACCUUCUGUUGUAUGUGAGAAUUGCCUGUACUCCUUGCAGAGAGACAUGCGAGUAAGAGCCUUUCACAUUUUGGAGCCAAAAGGCACGGUAGAUAUGCUUAUCCUCUUUCUAGAGGAAAGAAAUGAUGGGUCUCCUCCUCUGCUUGACAGUUCUAGGGACGUAAAGGAUAGGAUUAUACCCUUUCUCGGUAAAUGGAAAGGUCAUUCCAUUACAAAACGAAGUGGUGUAUAUGGAUCUACAAUUGCUAAAGCUGAUACAGUUGUGUUACAUGAGAUGGAUGACAUUGGCCAACUUAUUCAGGAUGUUACUUCAACAUCUGAUGGGGAAAAUGUUACCACCAACGUGCAUUGGACUGGCACAAUAUCAGACUAUUUGGUUACAUUUGAUGGAGGUUAUCAGAUGAUACUGUUGCCUGGUGGCAUGUACAUGGGAUGUCCUUGUGAUGUAGCAAAAAGUGUAGCAGAAUCAAAAUCGUUCCAUUUAGAAUUCUGUUGGUUGGAGACACCUGACAAGAGGCAAAGACUUGUUCGCACAUAUGAUGUGCAAGGCUUGGCUGUCUCAUCUACAUAUUUUUUAGAAACUAAAUUGUGAAUCCUCUUUUGUCCUUUUCCCCCACCUGAAAUCGUUCGAGUUCUUAUUGUGAAGAUGCCCCAUGUAAUAAAUACCCACUAUUUAUCUUUACAUCCGUUGAUUGAACAUGAUUGGUUAAUAUAUUUAUUGAGCCUUUGGUGGGAAAUGUAGUUUAGGACUCGGGGAAAUGCUUGUACCUGUAGCUUUCCUUGAUUGUUAUUCUGUAAACGGUCUAGUUGAAGAAAAUCCAAUCCAAUGAUAGACAUCGUCAUUCUCAUAAAAAAGAUAGAAUAUCAUAUAUACGGGCGUUACUUAAAAAAUACCCCUCCUUUGGAGGUUUUCACGGUGUUGCAUG
Abrus precatorius (Indian licorice) is the source of this 1511-nucleotide messenger RNA. RefSeq lists its product as uncharacterized. Gene Ontology annotation, biological process: chloroplast fission. NCBI's taxonomy places the organism in Eukaryota, Viridiplantae, Streptophyta, Magnoliopsida, Fabales, Fabaceae. The record is from RefSeq and is a predicted model, not a curated record. The coding region runs from base 14 to 1177 and encodes 387 amino acids. The transcript is spliced from 7 exons.